AAUAAAAAAGAGAGGGAAACAAGCCUGCAUGAGAAGCGGAAUGCUUCAUGAAUUCAAGCCUUAAAGCUUGCAAACAAGUUGGAGAGGGUUGAGAUUUUAACAAAGAAAGAGAUUCCAAACAGGUUGUAGCGUAAAUCUCAAUCCUCAACCCACUUUUUAAUGGCUUUAAAAGCUAGAUAGAGUUUGGUUUUUCCUGUUGAGAUUGAUAAAGAAUUCCAUUUGAAAUCACUCUCGAAAGGGAAACUUAGAUAACCACUUCUUUAUGAUCAAAACAUCUAGUGGUUUGUAACGAGAGCUCACGAUGUGGACACGGCUGAGACGUUCGAUGAAGAUUGUGAAAGCUGGUGGUGACAAAUCCAAAGCGGACCAGCAAAGCUUCAAUGUGAAUGAGGAAUACUUGAGUGUAUUCAGAACAGAAUCAUAUGCAGACUUCUUCACCAAAGCCCAAUUACUUGUCACAGAGGCCACUUCUUCAUCACCGUUAUCCCGCUCGUACACUCAACUCUCACAAACCCUCCUCCAACCAGGCCAAGAAACCAUUGCCCAUGUCCUCGAAUCAGCUGUAUUUUUCAAGAACUCGGAUCUGAAAGACCUCGUACUCGACUACUUCAAUGUCAGUGCUGAAGCUUCCAGGAUCUGUAGCUACCUGCUGCAAAGCAUCAACCAAACGCAAUCCAACCAUCAAUUCAUACAAAAUGCACUGGAAAUCAUUGGCGACUAUUCUCCCGACCAGUUCGAGUCUGUGAUUUCGGAGUUGGAUGCAUUCCGUGUCCUAAACAAUCCGUUCUCGAACGUAAAUGGACGCAAUUUCAAGGUGAUCAAUGAACGUUACUCCUCGAUCUUGCACCACCUAAAAUCAAGGAGAAGGAAGGUGACAAGAAAGAUCAAGGCAAUAAAAUAUUUCAAGCAAGGCUCUCGAAUUUGCCUAACAGUGGCUUGUGGUGCAGUCGCAGUGGUAGCCGUCGUCCUGGCAGUGCACACUCUGGCAGGCCUACUACUGGGGCCCGCGAUAUUCUGCUUCUCACCGCCACAUCUAAAGAAGAAGUUCCUGCCCUUCAGAUCUUUAAGAAGCAGAUUGCUUAAGAAGCAAAAAGAGCAGCUGGAUGUAGCCGCAAAGGGGACGUACAUUUUGAAUAGGGAUUUUGACACGAUGAGUCGACUUGUGACUUGGGUUCACGAUGAGAUCGAGCACAACAAGGCCAUGAUAGAGUUCUGUAUUGAGAGGAGGGAGGAUAAGUAUCCUGUGCAAGAAGUAAUCAAGGAGCUUAGGAAGAGUGAUGAGGGAUUUAGGAAGCAGGUGAAUGAGCUAGAAGAGCAUGUGUACCUUUGUCUUGUGACUAUUAACAGGGCUAGGAUUCAGGUCGUGAAGGAAAUUUCUACUAGUGUAGAUAGAUAGUAGUGAUGUAAAUCUACACUUCAUUCUUUUAAUCUUAUCUAAUUAUAUAUAUGUAUACAUGUGUAUUGUGAGAAAAUAAUAUAAAACAUCGUUUUUUUUUUUUC
Magnolia sinica is the source of this 1500-nucleotide messenger RNA. Its product is annotated as UPF0496 protein At1g20180-like. Bases 302 to 1396 code for a protein of 364 amino acids. The transcript has 2 exons. Lineage: Eukaryota; Viridiplantae; Streptophyta; Magnoliopsida; Magnoliales; Magnoliaceae. The record is from RefSeq and is a predicted model, not a curated record.